UGCCAUGGCGCUGGCAUGGGCCAGUGUUGCAGGUGCAUGCAGAUCUGGGCUUGCCAUUGGCCGUGCUUCCCAUGAAGCCGGCCUUAAACCCCGUGCCUGCAAGGAAAGGUGCCUGCCGUGGCUGGCGGUUGCAGUUGCAGCCGCAUUGCCACAGACAAGGCGAUGCAGGCCGAGAAGCCGAUUGAUGCGGCCCAGUGUGGCAGAGGAAUCUGGCGACGAUUUGAUUCCUGCCAUGCCCAUUGGCAGACUGGUGAGCAAGGGCAGCACCACUGGUUUGGAGUACGACCCUUUUGACGCCCCUGAGUUCAUUGAAGAUGAGAUGGGCGGAGGCACUUUCAGCUGGAUGCCUGUGACGGCUGAAGGGGGUCUGCUCCCGGAGGGGGAGUACGACGAGCAAUCCUUUGAGGUGCCUGUGGACCGCUUGGAGUACCUGCAGGGCUCCGGAUUUCUGCAGGCCAAGGAGAGCGAGGACUACAGGGCGUACUUCAUCGGAGAGGUGACAGAGGUUCAUGGCCGCAAGUGGCAGCGGGUUGUGCUGAAGGGCCGGAGGGACUCUGUGCAAGAGGGCGGCCUGCGGCUCAUGGAAGGUGUCUUGCGACGGCGCCCGUGGGACGAGCCAGCCAAGCUGCCCAGCCCCGAAGACUUGAAGGAGCCGCUGCUGCUCCCACGCGCUUGAGGCAGGCAUCUGCGUCUCCGCGAGAUAUGGCAGCGCAUUGCGAAAGAAGUGUCAGUUC
Molecule: messenger RNA, 734 nt
Organism: Effrenium voratum
Lineage: Eukaryota; Dinophyceae; Suessiales; Symbiodiniaceae
Source: the annotation of a GenBank genome assembly